Messenger RNA from Zingiber officinale, 4412 nucleotides. Its product is annotated as myosin-1-like. The coding region runs from base 487 to 4158 and encodes 1223 amino acids. The record is from RefSeq and is a predicted model, not a curated record. Gene Ontology annotation, biological process: vesicle transport along actin filament; actin filament organization. Lineage: Eukaryota; Viridiplantae; Streptophyta; Magnoliopsida; Zingiberales; Zingiberaceae. The transcript is spliced from 23 exons. Gene Ontology annotation, cellular component: actin cytoskeleton; vesicle; cytoplasm. Gene Ontology annotation, molecular function: actin filament binding; ATP binding; microfilament motor activity.
AAUAUUAUAUCCACCGAACGAAAUUGUUAAAGCUGGAGAAAGGGGGGACGGGGUCGGGUGACAGCCACGGGAAUUUUAUAUGGUGGUUAAAAAAUAUUGGAUCGAGCAAUCGAUUGCUGGCUUCACAGUCGAGAAAAGACCGGGUUUUGCUCUCGUUUUCCUUCUGUUUAAUCCAUUUUUCCUACUAUUUUUUCUGAUCCUUUGUUUUUGAUGUCCUGAGACCACCAGAUCUUUCAAUUUGUCUUUUUUUCCUCAGAUUUGGGAGUGAUUCUUGUUUAUUUGUUUUUAAAAAAAAAUCAAAAUUUUGGGGUCCUGUUGCGAGGCGACGUUUUAGGCCAGUAGAUCGUUAGUUUGGAUCUCUGUAUUCUUUUCCAGUUUGUGCUUUCGUGAUUAUUUUUGGGUUUUAGAAGAGUCUGGCGGACUGUAGUGUUUUGGGGGUUGCUUUUUUUCGAGAAAAUUGUUUUGGGCUUCUAGAUCGGGUUGGGGAUGGCGUCUGUGAGAAUGGCGUCGCCCAGGACGCGGGAGCCGAAGAAGCCAACCCGGUUGGAGCGGACGAAGGUGAAGCCCCGCCCGCCGGCCCUGCUGCAGUCUGUGAAAUCGUUGCCGCUGGAUUACAGGUUCACCGGCGGGUCGCCUUCAUCUGCCGAGAGCAAAAAGGGCGAACCUAGAUUCGGCAGUCUGAAUGAAAAGGAGAAGAAAGAGAAGGCUACGGGGGAAGUAAAGGUGGAGGAGGAAUCGCCGUACAGUUCCAAAUCCAGUUCGCGAGAGCAUAGACCUUCAGGAGAAGCUAAGGAUCUCGAUGAUGCGAAAGGGAAUGAGGAAUCACCAUACAGCUCAACGACAACUUCUCGUGAGCAGAGAACUUCGGCAGGAGAUGAAAGAGAAGUUAGGACGUCGAGUUCAGCAACUUCUAAAAUCACGGCGAUCUCCUUAUCGAGGUCUGAUUCGAACUGGGGAGACACCAGUUCUUACGUUGCGAAAAAGAAACUUCAAGCGUGGUGCCAACUUUCAAAUGGUGAUUGGGUAUUAGGAACAAUAAUAUCAUCUUCUGGAUCAGAGUCUGUAAUAUCUCUUCCUGAUGGUGAAGUUUUAAGGCUCAACACUGAAAGUUUGUUACCUUCAAAUCCUGAAAUUCUUGAUGGUGUUGAUGAUCUCAUGCAACUUAGUUAUCUACAUGAACCAUCAGUGCUGUACAAUCUACAAUUUAGGUAUUCCAGAGAUAUGAUAUAUACUAGAGCAGGACCAGUUUUAGUUGCUAUCAAUCCAUUCAAAAAAGUUCAUCUUUAUGGAAACGAGUUCAUUGAAGCAUACAGGAAUAAAUCUGUAAACAGCCCUCAUGUUUAUGCAAUAGCUGAUAAUGCUAUCCGUGAAAUGAUACGAGAUGAAGUCAAUCAAUCAAUUAUUAUAAGUGGUGAAAGUGGAGCUGGGAAGACUGAAACUGCAAAAAUAGCAAUGCAAUAUUUGGCUGCUCUCGGUGGAGGUAGCGGCAUCGAAUAUGAAAUUCUACAGACAAAUCCUAUACUUGAAGCCUUUGGGAAUGCAAGAACAUUAAGAAAUGACAAUUCCAGUCGCUUUGGAAAACUGAUUGAAAUUCAUUUUAGUGUGACUGGAAAAAUAUCUGGUGCCUCAAUUCAAACAUUUUUACUUGAGAAGUCAAGAGUGGUACAAUGCGCAGUUGGUGAGCGAUCAUACCAUAUAUUUUAUUAUCUCUGCGCUGGUGCUCCCAAAUCUCUAAAAGCAAAACUGAAUAUGAGGAAAGUGGAUGAGUAUAAAUAUUUGAAGCAGAGCAAUCAUUAUACCAUUGCUGGGGUUGAUGAUACUGAAAUGUUCCAUCUUGUUACGAAAGCUAUGGAGGUUGUCCAUAUCAGCAAAGAAGAUCAAGAGAGCGUAUUUGCUAUGCUUGCUGCAGUGUUAUGGUUGGGUAACAUCUCUUUUACAGUGAUUGAUAAUGAAAAUCAUGUUGAAGUUGUUGCAGAUGAAGCUGCACAAACUGUUGCUAAGCUGAUCGGGUGCACUAUCUCUGCACUCAAGUUAUCCCUGUCAACGCACAAGAUGAAGGUUGGCAAUGAUAACAUUGUACAGAAACUUACACUUUCUCAGGCAAUUGAUACAAGAGAUGCCUUGGCAAAAUCCAUAUAUGCAAGUUUGUUUGGGUGGCUUGUUGAGCAGAUUAAUAAAUCCCUUGGAAUAGGCAAACGUCGCACUGGUAGAUCCAUCAGCAUUCUUGAUAUCUAUGGAUUUGAAUCUUUCGAUAAGAAUAGUUUUGAACAAUUUUGCAUCAACUAUGCUAAUGAAAGGUUGCAGCAACAUUUUAAUCGUCACUUGUUCAAGUUGGAACAAGAGGAAUACGUUCAAGAUGGCAUAGAUUGGGCAAAAGUCGACUUUGAGGAUAAUCAGGAUUGUUUAAAUCUUUUCGAGAAAAAACCCCUAGGAUUAUUGUCUCUCUUGGAUGAGGAAUCCACUUUUCCAAAUGGAACUGAUCUUACGUUUGCAAAUAAACUGAAGCAGCACCUGAAUUCUCGCCCUUGCUUCAGAGGAGAAAGGGGCAAAGCUUUCACAGUACAACAUUAUGCAGGGGAGGUUGUUUAUGAUACAACUGGGUUUUUGGAGAAGAACAGAGAUUUACUUCACAUGGAUUCCAUUCAGCUCCUUGCUUCUUGUACAUGCCCGCUUCCUCGAGAUUUUGCAUCAAAGAUGUUGUCUCAAUCUGAAAAUAUAGCAUGUAAUCCAUUUAGAUCAGGCAUUGCUGAUUCCCAGAAGUUGAGUGUUGCUUCAAAGUUUAAGGGGCAACUAUUUCAACUGAUGCAAAGGCUUGGGAAUACAACGCCUCAUUUCAUACGCUGCAUUAAACCAAACAACUCACAAAAUCCAGAAAAAUAUGAACAAGGACUUGUUCUGCAGCAGCUUAGGUGCUGUGGCGUUCUAGAAGUUGUUCGUAUCUCAAGAUCUGGUUAUCCUACCAGAAUGUCUCACCAAAAGUUUGCCAAAAGGUAUGGUUUUCUUCUUCUUGAGAGCAUUGCAUCUCAAGAUCCUUUAAGUGUCUCAGUGGCAAUACUGAAACAGUUCAACAUUCAUCCGGAGAUGUAUCAAGUUGGUUAUACUAAGUUGUUUUUCCGAACGGGACAGAUUGGCGUUCUUGAAGAAACAAGAAACCGAACUUUACAUGGAAUUUUAAGAGUGCAAAGCUGUUUUAGAGGCCAUCAAGCUCGUUGCUAUGCUAGAGAGCUCAAAAGGGGAAUUCUUACGUUGCAAUCAUUUAUUCGAGGUGAGAAGACAAGGCGAAUAUACUCUGGUUUGCUUGAUAGGCACAGAGCUGCAAUAGUAUUGCAGAGGAAUAUAAAAUCACGAGCUGCUCGCAAAAACUUUGUUAGUGUCCGUAGCGCUUCAAUAGUAAUCCAAUCUGUGAUUCGAGGCUGGCUUGUUAGGAGAUGUUCUGGUGAUAUUGCAUUACUCAAUGCAAGAAAACCUUCUGGGGAUAAAAAGGGAGGAGAAACGGAACAGGUCAUCGUGAAGGCGUCCGUUCUGGCAGAACUACAAAGAAGGAUUCUUAAAUCUGAGGCCGCACUGAGAGAUAAAGAAGAAGAAAAUGACAUACUUCACCAACGACUACAACAAUACGAGAACCGAUGGUCGGAGUAUGAGCAGAAGAUGAAAUCCAUGGAAGAAAUAUGGCAGAAGCAAAUGGUAUCCUUGCAGUCCAGCCUCUCGGCUGCAAAGAAAAGUCUUGCCAUUGAUGAUACUGCGCGGAAUUCUGAUGCCUCUGUGGACCAAAGUUGGGGCAGCGCAGACAACACCAGGUCCAGAGGACGGGAGGAGAAUGGAACACCACGGUCAGUCUCCCGAACGCUUGACAGAGACAUGAGUGCCAGCUUGAGUGUCAUCAAUCGCCUCGCAGAGGAAUUUGAUCAGCGGACACAGGUGUUUGCGGAUGACGCAAAGUUCUUGGUGGAGGUCAAGUCUGGUCAAUCAGAGGCUAGCCUGAAUCCCGAUAAGGAGUUAAGGAGGCUAAAACAAAACUUUGAGCUGUGGAAAAAGGACUUCAGCACACGGUUGCGUGAGACAAAGGUGAUCAUAAACAAGCUUGGGACCGACGAUGCUGGUUCCGACAAGGGGAAGAGGAAAUGGUGGGUGAGGUUGAAUAGUUCUAGGAUACUAUGAGCGAAUUGACUCGAUAAUAGUAUCAUACGAUUUCAUUCCGUCCCAGUGAAUUUGGAUUCAUGUUCCGCGUAGAGAACUCUGCUGUUGUGUAUUGAUGCAGAGUUGCAAAGAGUGAAUCAAGAUGGUAUUAGCAAGCUUGUAUAGAGCCAUAAAGCACCAUGUUUAUGCAUGUAUGGCCAUUUUAGGUUUAAAAUUCACUUAUAUGAACCUUCAUUGUUGUUAUUUUUAUGAUUAUUGUUUUGAAUCUUCUAAAA